Acaulospora colombiana is the source of this 140-nucleotide messenger RNA. The record is from the annotation of a GenBank genome assembly. NCBI's taxonomy places the organism in Eukaryota, Fungi, Glomeromycota, Glomeromycetes, Diversisporales, Acaulosporaceae.
GAUUUACCGACCUCGGACUAUAUCUGCAUCGGGCUAUCAAGCUCCGUAUAGCGGAAUACUUGACGAUCGGAAAUUUCCCCCAUCAGAAGAAUGAACAGCAUGUGAGCCAAUCGAUAGAACUCAGGAGUAGUUGUACUUAG